AUGUCUACUGCUUUGCCUUAUACACUGGCUGGAGCCUCAUUGCUCUCAACAUUUAUUGUUACAAUUCUCAAUGGUAUUUCUUAUGCAACUUCAAAAUCCUCAUCCGACUUGCCUCCUCUCAUCCUGAGUGCAAUCAGCUGCUUGGCAUUGGUUAUGCUCAGUGUACUCCACCACAAAGACAUUCAGGGCCGUCUACAAUGGGGCUGCAUCACCGGCGGAUAUCUACUCAUUGCUUCAGCUAUUUCUGCAGGAGCAAUGACGUCAAGCCCCCAAGCCUCUGUGUUCGUCACUCGCGCUGUAUUCUGGACUUUUGCUGUCUUUGCCCAAGGCCUAUACUGUGGAUUCAUUGCCAUGCCUCUGAUCCAAGAAAGACAAAACCCCGAAUGGCCUCGUUCAUACCCUGAGGAACUCAAGUCUGUCCCUCAGAGCCCUCAACUUCUUCCAUCGCCACCGCGAGUAUGCGAUCUAUCAGAAUUAUUCGAGCCAAAGCGUACCUCCCUGCGCAAAUUCCCUCGUCGCUCCAAUCGCUUCUCAGACGCAACACUCUGCCAAAGCACCAAAGAAACCAAGCGAGUGUCAAUCGAUACUUCGUCAACAAGAUCCACCCGAACCCAUUCCCCAACGACAGACAAAACACCAUUUGAAUCCAGUCACUCCCUCCCCCUCCGAGGAAGCAACAGCAUCCGCAGCAUGCCCAGCCUUCGUCGCAACCCACCAACCCACCUCUCGCUAGACAGUCUAGUCCAACGGUCCCCAGCAGGCUCAACCCUCAACCUAGACUCACCAACUCUAUCAACCUUGAGCACACCAACAUUAAUACCCGCCCCAACAUCAGCACAUUCAACCUGGGAAUACAAUCCCUUCCAAGAUACAAAUAUCCACCCUCUCUUCCGCUCCACCAGCCCAGGUCCCUCCCCCACCACCGCCCCAGGCACAAUGCUGAAAGCCUCCCCAUCAGCCGGCCACACCCUGACCAAGGGGACGAUUACACGCAUGCGCUCGGCCCGGUCAUUGCGCGAGCAGAGCAUGCGUACCCCCUCACCGAUGCCAGGUGUCGAAUUGGACGAACUGCCUCGGAGGAAGGAUCCGGCUCGAGCGAGCUUCACAACUUCUCAAACCGAGAGAUAUGAACUGAACGAAUCCCCUUAUGAAAAGUGA
This is a messenger RNA of Penicillium antarcticum, 1158 nucleotides long. RefSeq lists its product as uncharacterized. The coding region runs from base 1 to 1158 and encodes 385 amino acids. The transcript has a single exon. Lineage: Eukaryota; Fungi; Ascomycota; Eurotiomycetes; Eurotiales; Aspergillaceae. The record is from RefSeq and is a predicted model, not a curated record.